This is a messenger RNA of Necator americanus (New World hookworm), 357 nucleotides long. RefSeq lists its product as uncharacterized. The transcript has a single exon. The coding region runs from base 1 to 357 and encodes 118 amino acids. NCBI's taxonomy places the organism in Eukaryota, Metazoa, Nematoda, Chromadorea, Rhabditida, Ancylostomatidae. The record is from RefSeq and is a predicted model, not a curated record.
AUGAAAUGGACAAACGCCGGUAGCCGCAGGGGCAGCAAAAAAGCGGCGCCCAGCGCCCGCCCAUUGCCUGUGAAUUUGCGCCUGAACGACUUCUCCGACGACGAACUUCAUCUCGCCACUCGCCGGAGCACCGGCAACUCGCCAGACGCUCCUCCUCAAGCGGAGCGUGUGGGCUACAGUCAGCUGACAGUACUGAUCGCUGAGCUGCGUCGCUCGAGUCGUCUCGGCCGAUCAACUUGUGCGGAAGUUACACGGCACUACCCAGCCAUAAUAUAUGUGUUUGUCUUCACACGAUGCCUUCCACAGCCGAACAGCUGCUCAACAUAUUGUGUUGCUCGAGUAAGUCCCAUAUUGUAA